UACCUUAUUCGGGGCCGGGCCUGGCCAUGUUCAACAUUGCAUAUAAAACAACAAAUAGUCGAAAUACUUGGCGCUCCUGCUUGUUAGCAUAGCUCAGGGCACUGCGGACGUUGACCAACUACAAUUCAGAGAUUCCAGCUUCCUGUCCCAGUUCAACGGCCUCGGCUAUAACAGCCCCCCAGUCAUGGCAACGCUGCUGGACAACACCAACGGCUGGCAUGCCGGCGAGCGUGCAGUUCACACUCUCCUCAAAGUCCCCACGUCAGGCCGCCAGAACCCAACAACUACCGGGUUACCCCCCUCUUAUGCUCACCGUGUUGCCGUUUCGCCUCUUCUGGCCGUGGGGACACUGGAUGACCAGGGCCGGCCAUGGACUACUAUCUGGGGCGGAGAACGUGGUUUUGCACAGUCGGUAGCUCAAGGCAUUUUGGGUGUACGGAGUCUGGUCGACAAGGCCCAUGACCCAGUGGUGGAGGCCCUCCUGGGCAAGGCAGCCGACGGGGAAGUGCUUCAACCAGAGGAUGGGAAAGUCAUGAGUGCCUUGAGCGUGGAUCUCGAAACCCGAGACCGCGUCAAGCUGGCAGGGAAGAUGACGGUCGGGACUUUGGCUGGGCGGUCGGACAACAGCACCGUCGCCGAAACACAGUUGGCCAUGCUCGUCCAGGAGAGUCUGGGCAACUGUCCAAAGUACCUCAACAUCAAGGAUAUCCGCGCCCAUGUACCUUCGCCACAACUGGUCUCGCCCUCUCUGCCCCUUCCGGCGGAAGCAUUGGCCCUGAUCGAACAGGCAGACAUGUUUUUCCUCUCGUCCACCAACGGGCAGACCAUGGACACCAACCACCGCGGAGGGCCAGCAGGGUUCAUCCGGCUCGUGAGCAACUCCCCGGACAGCGUCGUGUUAGCGUACCCCGAGUACUCCGGCAACCGCCUCUAUCAGACCCUUGGCAACCUGCACACCAACCCCCUCAUCGGCAUCGCCAUCCCAGACUACACCACUUCCGACGUCCUCUACCUCACCGGCUCGACCCAGCUCCUCGUCGGCCCCGCCGCGGCAUCCCUCAUGCCACACGCCAACCUCGCCGUCAAAAUCACCGUCCACGCCGCCCGCCUCGUCAGAGACGGCCUCCCCUUCCGCGGCACCCCCGGCGAGCCCAGCCCCUACAACCCCCCGGUCCGGCGCCUGGCCACCGAAUCCCCCGCCUCCCUCGCAACAACCCCACCCCACACACCCCCGGCCGCCACCCUCAUCCUCACCCGGCGCGACCUCCUCACCCCCACCAUCGCACGCUUCACCUUCGUCCUCCGCCCGGCCCGUAGCCCAGACAGCAGCCCCCCAAAACAACAACUCCGGUGGCACCCCGGCCAACACAUCACGCUGGCCUUCGCGCCCGAGCUGGACAUGGGCUACAGCCACAUGCGCGAGGCCGACCCGCAGAGCCUCAACGACGAUUUCGUGCGCACCUUCACCAUUUCCAACCCACCACCGCCGCUUCCUCCCGCUCUUUCUGGGGACGGGGAUGGGGAUGGGGAUGGGAAGGAAACGGAAGUGCAGCUGACGCUCCGCCGCCACGGGCCGGCCACGGGGUUGCUCUUUGCGCAUCGGCUGCUGGAUCCGACGGUGCCGGCGCUGGAGGUGCCUGUUCUGGGGGUGGGUGGGGAGGAGAGGUUUCGGAUUUUGGGGGGUGGUGGUGGUGGUUCUGGGGGGAAGAAGGCGGUGUUUGUGGCGGGGGGUAUCGGCAUCACGCCGCUUCUUGCGCAGGCGCCGGGUGUGUUGGCUGCGGGUGCGGGUGCAGGUGAGGGUGUUGGUGCUGGUGGAAGUGGUUCGGCGGUUGGGGUGCUGUGGAGUUUGAGGGGGGAGGAUCUGCCGCUGGCGGUGGAUGUGUUUGAGGGGAUUGAAGGGCUGGGAGGGGUGACGACUGUUUUUGUUACGGGCGGUACGGGCGGGAUUGGGGAGGGGGUGGUUGAGAGGAUGAGGGAACUGGGGGCGACGGUUGAGGUUCGGAGGAUGCUGAGGGAGGACGUGCUUGCGGCGAGGGAUGUUGCGAGGGGAACAAAGUAUUUUGCCUGUGCGAGUCCUGGAAUGCUCAGAUCGGUGGUGGAUUGGCUUGAGGACGAGGAGGUUGUGCUUGAGAGUUUCGAGUAUUGAUGGUGCCGGCUCAGGGGUUAGGGGGUGUUUGUUGACUGCCUACCUACCUACCUGGGUAGGUAGGUUGGACGAGAAACAGGGUCACACUGUAAUUUACACUAUGAGGCCAUAUUUCCAUAACUUACACAAAUGUUGGACUCAUUCUUGAAUCCUAGUUUUCGGGCAGUAAAUUAAUCAUGUGAAAACUUACCAGAGCUCGCCGUGCCGAGUUACCGUCAGGUACUAGUACCUACACGCGAGGGGAGCGGUGGUUGGUUGAUAAGGCAUGCCGAAAUCGGGGACUCAGGAACUUCAAGAGCAACUCCAAGGCUUGAUUGAAGCUUACCUGCCGACCGCGUAAAGAACCUACCUAGGUAGUUUCGCUUUUGCUUUGUCAGACGUAACUGAGAUUAGCCGGAAUCACCGGGCUUUUAUCGGGUUUCUGUUGCACUCUGUGUUUGUA
Molecule: messenger RNA, 2588 nt
Organism: Chaetomium fimeti
Lineage: Eukaryota; Fungi; Ascomycota; Sordariomycetes; Sordariales; Chaetomiaceae
Exons: 2
Coding region: 185-2146 (653 amino acids)
Molecular function (GO): oxidoreductase activity
Source: RefSeq, a predicted model, not a curated record